AUGCCAGAAGGCUUAGACGAAAUGACCAACGAAGAAAUCGUUGCUGAUACCAAGAAUGUGGUUCGAAGUCUAGAAACGCUGUUUAAUCAACACUCGGAUGUUUUAACCUCACUCACUAUCAUUAAGGAUGAUCAUCAACAACAGCAUCAUGAUGAAGAUCGUAUUCGUGUUUUACAUAAAUCGAUCGAAAGUAUCCAACUUGGCAUAGGAGAAGCACAAGUUAUUAUUUCUCUGACCAACUACUUAAAUGCGGUCGAAGCAGAAAAGCAAAAAUUACGUGCUCAGGUCAAGCGACUAUGUCAAGAAAAUGCUUGGCUUCGAGAUGAAUUAGCUUUAACGCAACAAAAAUUGCUUUCCAGUGAAGAAAGUGUUGCCCAGCUAGAAGAAGAAAAAGAGCACUUAGAAUUUAUGAGUUCCGUCAAAAACUAUGAAUCAUCCGAGGAUAAAGACAUUUUAAUCGAGGAAGAAUCCAGUACUAGGCAAAGUACACCAACAGAACAGCAAAGUACAGUUAGCGAAAGUUCAGUUGACAUGAAUACAGCUUAUGAAAUUCCUAAUCGAUUGAAGACAUUACAUAAUCUGGUGUUACAAUACACUGCUCAGGGUCGCUACGAAGUGGCAAUACCACUAUGCAAGCAAACAUUGGAGGAUCUUGAAAAAACAUCCGGCCACGAUCAUCCUGAUGUUGCAACAUUGUUGAACAUCCUUGCUCUAGUCUAUCGGGAUCAGCAUAAAUAUGAUGAAGCGAGUGAAUUAUUGGAAGAUUCACUGCGUAUUCGUGAGAAAACAUUAGGCGCAGAUCAUCCAGCGGUUGCCGUAACGUUGAACAAUUUAGCCGUCCUAUAUGGAAAGUUAGGAAAAUAUAAGGGAGCAGAACAGCUAUGUAAGAGGGCUCUUGAAAUUAGAGAAAAGGUCCUUGGGAUGAAUCAUCCUGAUGUCGCAAAGCAAUUGAACAAUCUUGCUUUAAUAUGCCAAAAUCUUGGGAAAUAUGAUGAGGUUGAAUGGUACUACAAGAGGGCACUAGAGAUAUAUCAAAAGCAACUAGGCCCUGAUGAUCCAAAUGUAGCUAAGACAAAAAAUAACUUGGCUUCUAGUUAUCUUAAACAAGGAAAAUACAAAGCGGCUGAAAUGCUUUAUAAGCAGGUGUUAACUAGAGCUCAGGAAAGAGAAUUUGGAACCGGAGACAGAGAAGCUAUAGCUGUCAAAACUGAAGAUUACGCUGUCGAUAAGCCGGAAAGCCCACCAUCCGGCACGGUCAAUGAAUUAGGAAAUUGGUAUAAGCUUUCAAAGCAAGACAAUUCAGCAGUAUCGACUACCUUAAGAAAUCUUGGUGCGUUAUAUCGAAGACAAGGAAAAAUGGGCGAAGCUAGAACUUUAGAAGAUUAUGGACUGCGAAAUCGAAAAAACUCGGACAGUUCACGGCAGAAAAGGACCAGUAAUCUAACUGUUAUUGAUGAAAAGACUAAUAUGGAAGGUAGUACAUCGCAUGUACGCAUACGAAAUGAGAGUAUGUGCGAACCUGACGAAAUCGGGACUUCAAAUAUACCAAAAGACAAUAAAGAUGACGAUGCUGCUUCAAGAAAACGGGAAAGUUCACUUUCACGAUUAAGGAAAACCUUAAGCAGUAAAGGCUUGCGUUUAAUGGAUAAAUUCUCUACUAAUAACGGUGUCGAAUCACCAAGAUAUCAGAUGGGCGGUGAAAGAGUGGAAUUAAUGAAUAAACCUGAUAGAAGACUGUUUUCUCCUACUGUAAAAGCCGUUGGUAGAACCAUUUCAACCCCUACACUUGCCUCACCUACUCAGAAAGAUAGCGAGCUAUGAGAAUGGGACUUGAAACUGAACACUGUUUUCUUUAAAAGCAAUCAAUUGCUGACAUUUAGAUCGUAGUUUUUUAGAAUUGAAUUGAAUUAAAUAUUAAUUGUACCUUGUACUAAGGAGAUUAUUGUAUUUAUAUAUCAAAGUCUCAAAUUAACGUCGUGAAUAUAACGAAAGCUAUAAUUGAGUUACCUUACCUUAGUGUAAUAUAUUGUUAUAUUUGUAUAGCAAUUGGUUGGCUAUCAUUUGACCAUAACCCAUGGUAAACGUAUAUAGAUUUUGGGUAAAUUGUAAAAUUGGAUAUAUUAUUUGGAUAACAUCAACUAUCUCCGAUAGAAUUGGAUAGUACUGUUUAUAUUUAGGUCCAAAUUUAUACUAAUUAUUAUUAGUAGUCAUUAUUGUAAUACACAUACGCAUACGCAUAGAUACGACUCGUAUCUAAUAUGUGUAGGGUAUAUAUUGAUCUCUGCAAGUAUUACUUGUAUGUAAUAGAGUAUUCGU
Messenger RNA from Trichoplax adhaerens, 2316 nucleotides. RefSeq lists its product as hypothetical. The record is from RefSeq and is a predicted model, not a curated record. The coding region runs from base 1 to 1821 and encodes 606 amino acids. Gene Ontology annotation, cellular component: kinesin complex; membrane-bounded organelle; cytoplasm. Gene Ontology annotation, biological process: microtubule-based movement. Gene Ontology annotation, molecular function: kinesin binding. NCBI's taxonomy places the organism in Eukaryota, Metazoa, Placozoa, Uniplacotomia, Trichoplacea, Trichoplacidae. The transcript is spliced from 19 exons.